This is a messenger RNA of Mytilinidion resinicola, 2172 nucleotides long. RefSeq lists its product as uncharacterized. The coding region runs from base 1 to 2172 and encodes 723 amino acids. Lineage: Eukaryota; Fungi; Ascomycota; Dothideomycetes; Mytilinidiales; Mytilinidiaceae. The record is from RefSeq and is a predicted model, not a curated record. The transcript is spliced from 2 exons.
AUGGCUAGGAUGCUGGGCAGAUCAAAGUCGCUCCGAUUAAAGAGCUCACAGAAAGACCUGCGCCAACAGGAAGCCGACGCGCCCACGCCACUCCCCACUGCCGGCGACGGUGAACCUCGGAGUGAUCAUCACCUGGACAGUUUGAAAGCUGCUGCACAUACCACCAAUCAAGCCAUGCGCGUAGAGUCGCCCGACCAGGUGCAACGCCCUAGAACAGCCAGCACCCCAGGAGACCGCGGCAGGCAUCUCCAGUUCCACAAAAAGGCUGCCCCCGUCGCCAUCACUCCGGACGAUGCCACCUUCGGCUUCCCUCUCCCCUCACCCACGACCGUCCUCUACGCCGCAGAGGUCCAUGAGGACGAUAUGAUCGGGAUGGCUUUGGGCAGUCCUACGACACAGUCCCGCUGGAAUCAUCCUGUGCAGUCUACCGACUAUGUCACACGACCUGAGCUCAAUAGAACUUACACUCAUAUCGCCUACGACCCUUCGUUCCAGAGUUCAGAUUACGAGGAUGGUGUUGUAAAAAACUCUACGACGGAUUCAGACGCCGGCCACGAUGUUACAAAGCCAAAAAUUAGCAGAUGGAAGUCCCUCUUUGGAAGAAAGAACACCACCCCCCAGCCUUUCUAUCAAUUAGACCAGUCUUCAGCCCCUCCGUCUCGAGUAGACAGCCAUAAUGAUGGCGUUCAGCACAGGCAACGGUCUUCAUCUCGCGCAAGUACUCGAGAAGCAUCUAAACCACCAGCACCUACUUCAGCCCACGAAAUCCGUGAAGCGCGCAAGAAACACAAGGCUGCGAAGAAAGCGGCCGCAGAUGAAGCAAAAGAAGCGAGGAAUAUCAAGAUUGAUUCUGGAAAAUCUCUAACUCCAAGAUACGAGCACAUGAAAGCAGAAGUCAGCCCCAAACCACCUCCAAAAGACGAUUGGCGUUUCCAAGUUCCCAAGGUUACUGUUUCCAGCGGCUCCCAAACCACUUCGCCACGAACGCUGGGCUCGGGACCUCUGCUUGAUGUCGACAUUCCGAACGUUGAAAUGGAACGUUACAGUGUGAUGUUCGGGAGUCUGCUACGACCAGACCGGUCCUCGUCUCUCCUCGUGAGACGACAGGCUGAUCCAGGGAAGUUGAAACCUCUAACGGAGCUCUCCAAGAAGAAGGACUACAUCGACGGGAACAACGGGCUACUGAAACCCACCCGGCGAGCUACCUCGCCUUCACCUGCCAAAUCCCCAACCUUCUCCUUAUCGUUGUUCCCCCCACCAGCCAGUAAACGUGACCAUAACCCGCCCUCACCGCGGGUUGCGUCGCUGCACCGGCCUAGGCCCCUAGCACGGUCAAACACGGCUCCAAGUAUCUCACCCAGUCGGCAGACAUUUGCAGACCCAGACGCCGCCGACGACGCGGGGUCGAGGUCACAGAAGAACGCUCCUCGCAGUAGCGCCGCCCCUCGCAUGCACCAGGUCGCGGAAGCCGAGGCAGAACAGGUACCGCAGCUCCUCACUCCCACGCCGUCUACUCGGGCCUCGUUCGAUUCGCAGGAAACAGCCAUGGUGCCCCUCGUCGUGGAUCCUAAUCCCUGGAACCCCCGCCUCGAGGAGCCCGAGUGGGAAAUCCUCUCGAAGCCCGCCGAAGCCGCGUCUCAGGUACAGCGCGAGGGGCAGGGACUGGGGACGAUGCAGGAGGAAUCACAGUCACCACCUCCUCACCACCACCAGCAGGAAAAGCCGCGUCGGCAAUCACAGUCGCAGCCGAAAUCCCCGCCGCAAGCUCAAGACCGGCACUUGCAAAAGCAAUCGCAGAGACCUACCGAGGAGCACCGUUUCUCCCCCACAUCGGCGGGGUCUCAGUCAAGAGAUAGCCCGCGUGUUCAAACCCACCACCACUCGCCGCGAGACAGCCCCCGCUCCCACGCUUUGAACUCGCCAAAGGACCGCCCUGCCCCCAAGCACACCCAAUCGGAAAGGGACGUCCGGGGGAAGGGCCCCACCACGGUCGGCCUCGCGCGGCAGGUCAGUGUGUCGCGCGCCACAGGGCCGAAACUGCUGAAACCGAUGGUCGUGUUACCGCCGGUCUUGUCGGAGAAGCUGGUCGAUCGGAAGCCGCUGACGCCGACGCUGGUCGAGUUGAAGAACUCGGGGCGGAAGAGCCAGCGCGUUGUGCUUGAGGAUGCGUGA